This is a messenger RNA of Daphnia carinata, 716 nucleotides long. RefSeq names its product larval cuticle protein 65Ag1-like. Lineage: Eukaryota; Metazoa; Arthropoda; Branchiopoda; Diplostraca; Daphniidae. The coding region runs from base 108 to 626 and encodes 172 amino acids. Gene Ontology annotation, molecular function: structural constituent of chitin-based larval cuticle. Gene Ontology annotation, cellular component: chitin-based extracellular matrix. The transcript has 3 exons. The record is from RefSeq and is a predicted model, not a curated record.
GUCAAACAAAGCACACAGGCAAAUAAGAGCCCUUUCGCGUGGCUAUAUAAACUCAAACACAGUCAAGUUGAAGGCAUCAGUUGUCAUUUCCAACAACCAACGUCAAAAUGAAGCUGUUUAUCAUCGCCACUGUCUUGGCCAUUGCUGCCGCCGCUCCUUCGGGAUACAAAACCGAAGAGGAGAAAUACGGAAAAGACUACAAAUACCCCGAGAUCACCGUCGUCAGCCAAUCCGACGAGCGCAACCUCGACGGAAGCAGCAAGUGGAACUACGCUCUGUCCGAUGGCACUACCCGUGACGAAGCCCAAGAGCAGAAGAAGUUCACCGUCACCAAAGUCGAUGACUACGGCAAAGAAACCAAAGAGGAAGUCUACGGCAACACCAACAAAGGAUCCUCUUAUUGGGUUUCCGCUUCAGGACAGAAAAUCUCUUUGACCUGGGUUGCCGAUGAGGCCGGUUUCCAACCCAAGGGUGAUCACUUGCCCGUCGCUCCCGUCCAUGUCUACGAACUCCCAGUCGCUCCCGUCCACGUCUACGAACUCCCCGUCGCUCCCGUUCACGAAUACGAACUCCCCGUUGCUCCCGUCCACAUUCCCUUCAACGGCAAAGGUCACAAAAUCUUUUAAAUUAUUCGACCCGCUAACUUAAACCCAAUGUAUUCUCCGUCCCCCAAGAUGUCGAAUGCGUUUAUGUAAAUACAUCCAAUGAACAUUCAA